Messenger RNA from Brugia pahangi, 1020 nucleotides. The record is from the annotation of a GenBank genome assembly. NCBI's taxonomy places the organism in Eukaryota, Metazoa, Nematoda, Chromadorea, Rhabditida, Onchocercidae.
AUGUUAGACAAUGAUCCAAACAAAGGAGAGGAGGUGACUUCAUUGGUAUCAUUAAUUUGUGAAGAAAUGACUGAACGCAUAUUAGAAAAUACAUCACCACCAAUUUCAUUACUUUACUCAGCUAUUGCUUGUUUACCUCCACAAUCACAAUAUCGUAAUAUGGUUGUUGAUGGUGCAGCAAUAAAAUUUCAUGAUAUUCUGGCAAGCCCAAAAUUUUCAGAAUUAUCAUUCGAAUUGCUUUACGCACUUCUUUCUUCACCACUAUUACAAGGACCUGAAUGGGUAUUAGAAAUUUAUGAAGCGAUCAUAUUUUGGCUUCAAAAUAAUCCUGAACAUAUUUGUUAUGCGUCAGCUCUUUUGGAUAAUGUUAAUUUCAAGGAAAUUAUUCAUGUGGCUGAUAAUCGUCAAAAAAUAAUGAAGAAAUCAUUGGAGGUGCCAGAUUUGGGACCAAUUGUGCAAGUCUUUUUAAUGGAUGCAGUUUAUGCCAAAUUUAUGGAUGAUUUGGCGUCACCACAAAAUCGCAAUCAACCAUUAUCAUCGCCCAUCUAUACGGUGUCUGGUGCAGAAAAUGCAGUUACACCAACUCCAUUAGGAGGAACAUUAGGAUUAGCACCAUCACCUCUUGGAUCAUAUAUCAUUCCACCUUUUGAUUCGGUAUCAUCUGCUGCAACAACCAAAAGUAUUAGUAAUGAAAUAUCCGUAUCAGUUAACAAAAAUUGGCGUCCAGCUCAACAGCUUCCAAUAGGAUCUGCACAUAAUGAUCCGGUACUCAUCUACUCAAAUGUUCCUAUUACUACUGCUGCUGCUAGCGAUGGUACUGCUGGUGCUAUCGGUGGUGGUGCUAUUGGCGGUGGUGCUAUUGGCGGUGGUGCUACUGGUGGCGGUAGGGGUGAACAGGAAGGAUCAGGCGCUAUCAAAAGCUCUCCAACACUAGAAUCAGCUGAAAUUCGAACAAGUAGCAGUCAAGAAUCGGAAUCAAGUUCGAAACGACGACCUAAAUUUGAGGAAAUUUGCAUAUGA